CUUGACCCUUUAAUGGCGCGGGGGAAGGGGAAGAAGAAGGAAGAAGAAGACACUGAAAUCAUAAACCCAGAAACGUUGGAGCGCAAGAAGCUCAAAUCCUUGGCCUUUUCCAACCACAUUCUCUCGGAGACUCCUGCUAACAGCUCCGUUCUACUCAAACCUUCCUCCGUCGUGGCCAAGCACCACGGCAAAGACAUCAUCAAGAAGUCUCAGAGGAAGAGCAGCAGGUAUCUCUUCUCUUUCCCAGGGCUAAUUGCUCCCCUUGCUGGUGGCAAGAUCGGUGACCUUAAGGAUUUGGGAACCAAAAACCCUGUUCUCUACCUCGAUUUUCCCCAGGGUCAAAUGAAGCUUUUUGGGACCAUUGUAUAUCCAAAGAACAGAUACUUGACUCUGCAGUUCCCUAAAGGUGGAAAGAGUGUAAUGUGUGAGGACUAUUUUGAUAACAUGAUUGUAUUUUCGGAUGCAUGGUGGAUUGGGAGGAAAGAUGAAAACCCUGAAGAAGCCAAACUGGAUUUUCCUAAGGAAUUCUAUGAGGGGCAUCAAGCUGAAUAUGACUUUAAAGGGGGUGCUGGUGCAGCUUCUGUAGUCAAUCAAGGGGUUCCUAGAUCCAGGAUUCAACAUGCAGAACCAGAGUCACCAAAGACACCCUCUGAAAAUGAAUUGUCUGACAGUGAACUAAAUUUCGAAGAUACAAAGGAAUCGGGUCCAUCCCGGCACUCAACAAGAACUGCAGGAAAAUCAUACAAAUUUGCUGAGGUUUCGUCCAGUGAUGAUUCUGGUGAAAACAGCCCUGACAUUUCUGAUCACGAAGAGAAAGUGGAAGAAGUUGAUACUGCUGUAAAUGAUCAUAAUAGCUCAAAGAAAGAAACUGUAGUUUUUGACCUUGAUAAGGAGGAUCAUGCACCGGGACAUCCACUCAACCAAGAAAAUAAUGAGUCAGUGUCUCAAUCUACUUCAGUCAGUGCAUCUACUAAAGUUAAGUCCAGUAAUCGUGGUUCCCUUGUCCAGGCUACUAUAUCCACAUUAUUCCAGAAAGUGAAUGAAAAGAAGACUACAAGAAGUUCAAGGAAAUCUCCAUCAUCAAAAGCUUCUGGCCAAAAGUUGCAGCCUGCUGGUUCAAAACGAAAGAUUGAUCUGGAUGAAGGACCCAAGAAAAGGGGAAGAAAGCCUAGGAACAAAACUACUGGUGAAAAAAUCAAGGCAAAAAGCAAGCAAUCCGAUGAUGAAGAUGAUGAUGACAUUGAAGAAAUUUCAAAUGCUUCAGAGGAUAAUGGAAGUGAUGAAGAGUGGACUGCUUGACCAUAAUCUAAGUUGUGGUUGCUAGGCACAAGAAAUGACAAGGCAAGGUCAUGCAAGUGAUGUGAUGAUACCCUUUAUUUGUCACUAAGAACGUGACAACUUGGAUUUGCUUACCAUGUGGUUUUGAUGGAAUUAUGAGAAUAGGUAUAAUACCAAUAUCAUGAGGUUAAGAGGAAGAGAGAAUAUAAUCUGUUUAAUGUAUACUGUUGAAAAGAAUGUCAUUUAACUCUUUAUCUCAUUUGGGAGUCAUUUGAUAUAUUCUAAUCAAUUUUAAAGUGAUGUCAUUAGUAGAA
Molecule: messenger RNA, 1592 nt
Organism: Vigna radiata var. radiata (mung bean)
Lineage: Eukaryota; Viridiplantae; Streptophyta; Magnoliopsida; Fabales; Fabaceae
Product: DNA-binding protein RHL1
Biological process (GO): DNA endoreduplication
Molecular function (GO): DNA binding
Source: RefSeq, a predicted model, not a curated record